UCCACCAGAGUUCACUCGCCGAGUUCCUCAAAAAAACAAAACACAAAACUAUUUCAACAUGAAAUUCCUGUCGCUCGCCUUCGUCUUGGGUCUGGUCGCCCUCGCCAGCGCCACUCCCCUGAAUCCCGGCAAUGUCAUCAUCAACGGCGACUGCCGCGUCUGCAAUGUGCGAGCUUAGGGUCACUGAGAUGGAGGAAGGAAUACAAUCCAGCUAUCGGUCAAUUUAGAAAAUGCACACCGCCAUAC
Drosophila serrata is the source of this 246-nucleotide messenger RNA. It is a transcript of the gene BomS3, whose product is annotated as Bomanin Short 3. Lineage: Eukaryota; Metazoa; Arthropoda; Insecta; Diptera; Drosophilidae. The record is from RefSeq and is a predicted model, not a curated record. Gene Ontology annotation, biological process: defense response.